UAGUUUCGAGGGAUCUCUUCCGCACAUUUUCUCACUCCUUUCUCGAAACGUUUUCCCGUGCUUUUCCCUUGUUCAUGAAACUCCCUCAUCGCUCAACACUCUAUGGACCAUGGGGACCGCCACGGAAUCACCGCCCGAUCUCCAAACCGACGGCCCUGAUCCUCCAACCCCCACUCUCGCCGCCGCCACCGCCGCCGCCUCCGAUCAUGACCUCCUCUCCGAGCUCGAAUACGCCCGCGAAUCGCUACAGCAACUCCUAUCGAAGUCGGCGGCCAUGGAGGAGGACUUGAUUCUCGUCCAGCGGCAACGAGACGAGGCGAUCAGCCGAGUCGCAAGCUUGAACGAAACCGUCGAUGGCUUGUCGAGCGAGAGGGACUCGCUCCGCGGGAGGAUCAAGGAGCUGGAGGAUUUGGCCGUGGAGAGAGAAGAGGAUUCUGUGGCGAAGUUUGAAGAGGAGUUGAGGGAGAGAGAAGGGCUUCGGAUCGAGAUUGAAGUGUACAGAGAGAAGUUUCACGGUUUGGAGACGGAGAGGGAGCAGCAAAAGGAGUUUCUGCUCAGAAUCGCAGAUUCGACAAAGGCGGUGAAGGAGAGCUUGGCAAGGUUAAUAGAUAGUCUGGAUGAUGAGAAGGUCGCCCAGAUAGAAGAAGAUGAAAGCCUAGAUACAGGAGAAGAACUAGACCGAGAAUUGAGAUCGGUGUGGGAAGAAAUAUUGGAGGUUACAAGGCUUGUUGAUACGAUGGAAUCAAAAGUCAAUGAUUAUAAGGACUUAAAGAAAAAGGAGAGAAAGCAAUUGGAGAACAGCGUGGUGAGUUUGACGGAGGAAAACCGCGAUAUCAGUAGCCUGUUGAGGAUUGCUCUUGUCGAGAAGGAGUCUGUGGAGAAGACUUUGAAUAAAUUGAGAGGGGGUAAUGAACAGAAGAGGGUGCCACUGCUGCAAUUCGCUGAGCGAGGGUUACAGAGAGUCGGGUUCGGGUUUAUGAUGGGAAGUGGGAAUGCCGAGCAGCCAAUGGAGAGCUCAGGCGCAUCCAGUACUGGGAGUAAGUCAGAUGGUAGCGACUGCGAGGAGGAAGUUGUUAGUCUGGCUUCAACUGUAGAGAGAAUAAUGAAGAAUUUGAGGCAAGAAAUCACUCAGUUGAGGAAAUCCUUAGAGGAUUCAAGGUCAGAUACCGAGCGUCUACAGAGCCUUACAAACAAACAAGCUCAGGAAAUCGCCGAAAACACACUGUACAUAAAAGAAUUGGAAGAAAGAGAGAGACUAUUAGCUCAAAAUGUUGAGGAGUUAUUGAACGAAAUUAAGGAAACUGAAGAAGAGGUUGCCAGAUGGAGGGAAGCUUGUGAGUUGGAAGUGGUAGCAGGGAAGAGUGAAAUUGAAGAACGUGAUGAAGUGGUCAUCAUUCUGAAGCAAGAACUGGAGAAGACCAAGGCAGCUUUGGACAUGUCCAAUGGGAAGCUAAAACUGAAAGAGGACCUUGCAGCCGCUGCAAUGGCCGCGCAGGAGGCAGCAGAAAGGUCGCUUCAGCUGGCUGAUAGCAGGGCGGCGGGGCUUCGGGAGCGAAUAGAAGAGCUAACGAGACAGCUAGAAGAGGUGGAUGGCAGGGAAAAGAAGAGCCGCCAAAGAGUUAGACAUAUAUGUUGGCCGUGGCGAAUCUUGAAGAACCCUUUCAACACCGCAAAUGCUAGAUUCCCUAACGUAAGGAGGAUGCUCCCGGAAAUGCAAGCCUUGCUUCAUUCUAGCGCUUAACCAACAGCUGUUUCCUGUUGAGCCAGAUCACAAUCUCUACCAGGAACUGCACCUACCACGAAAGGUUCCACGGCGCGAUUGUUACACUUGUUUUCUGUUUCUUUGCGUUUCUCCCCUGUACCUAGAAUUUUUUUUUUUUUUAUAGCGCUACAACUAACCAACAGUACGGAUAGCACACGACACUGUUUUUUUAUGUGAUUCAUGUAGAAAGCUUUCGUGGUACAAAUUCCUGCCCCAACUUUCCACUUGAAAUGUUUCUUGGUUUCUUUAUGUUCAAAGCACGAAAUUUGUGGAUGACAGUUUAUUUCCCGAGAAUAACGUACUUCUUCUGUUGAUA
Molecule: messenger RNA, 2078 nt
Organism: Rhodamnia argentea
Lineage: Eukaryota; Viridiplantae; Streptophyta; Magnoliopsida; Myrtales; Myrtaceae
Exons: 5
Coding region: 110-1741 (543 amino acids)
Source: RefSeq, a predicted model, not a curated record